Daktulosphaira vitifoliae (grape phylloxera) is the source of this 1091-nucleotide messenger RNA. RefSeq lists its product as uncharacterized. The transcript has 8 exons. Lineage: Eukaryota; Metazoa; Arthropoda; Insecta; Hemiptera; Phylloxeridae. The record is from RefSeq and is a predicted model, not a curated record. The coding region runs from base 327 to 782 and encodes 151 amino acids.
CUUGGCAUAUUAAUGUCCUUUUGAAAUUAUUAAACUCAACAAUACUAGCUGUGUUAUUUUUUGUUUUUGAAAAUGAAAAAUUCACUUCUGCUGAACCUAGAAUACCAGAAAAAUGUUUUUAUUGUCUAGAUAAAGCGCCUUCUGUUUACUUAAAACCGUGUAACCAUUAUCUUUGUGGCGACUGUUCUUUUAAAUUACCAAAACGCAGGAAGUUGUGUAAAUGUGGAAGAGGAGUCAGAAGUAUAGAGAAAGAUAUAACGGAUCCUAAUCAUAUAGAUCGUAUAUCCAGUGAUGAAUGCAGAUGUAACGGAGAAGAAGCCAUAAUUAUGUUGAAGCCCUGUAACCAUUUUAUUUGUCAUUCAUGUUCAGUUAAAAAUAGAAUGAAUCGAUUAGAUUGUCCAACGUGUAAGAAAAAAAUCUAUGAGUAUAUCGGAAUGGAUUUGUCUGAAGUGAAAUUACCACAAUAUUAUCAUUUUUGGGACUUGUGUUCGUUGAUUGAUGAAAACAAGGAACCAGAAAUAUGUGAAUCAAUGUGUUUUGAGCUUCUGCUGAAACCUGUUCGUGAACUCCGUGAAGUUGUUUUACAGCUUAUGUCUCUUAGACAAUCUCUUCGUGAAAAUUCAAUAUCUGACGAAAUUCUCUUGUUGACAUAUUGUUAUCUUGUGCCAGGUCAAGAACCAGAUAAAGAUCUAGUAAAUGAAUUUAAAACAUUGAGAAAUAUUGAUGACUUUCGUUUCAAAAUUCAAGAUAUUCAUCGACAUGUGUUUAAGUUUAAAAUUUAAAAAUAAUUUACCUUGGGAAACUAUAAAACAAGUCCGAGCUAGAAAUUGGGAUUUUUAUCCAAACGAUUUUGAACAAGAUAUGUUGGCCAACUAUUGGAAACGAAAUAAUCUACCUGUUGAAAAUCUAUUUACAGAACGCAAUUACUUUUCUAACCGAUUCAAAUAUUCAGAUAGAAUAUUUGAUAAAAAAAUAUAAAAAUAGACGAUAUUUAUUAUUGCAAUAUUAUUCUAGUUUAUAUAUUUUUUUAAUUAUAAAUAUUAUCGUUCAAUCCUAUAAUUUUAAUUAUUAUGAAUAACAAGUUUUAAAUA